Molecule: messenger RNA, 1236 nt
Organism: Apaloderma vittatum (bar-tailed trogon)
Lineage: Eukaryota; Metazoa; Chordata; Aves; Trogoniformes; Trogonidae
Product: RH-like protein
Exons: 11
Coding region: 1-1236 (411 amino acids)
Biological process (GO): ammonium homeostasis; ammonium transmembrane transport
Cellular component (GO): plasma membrane
Molecular function (GO): ammonium channel activity
Source: RefSeq, a predicted model, not a curated record
AUGCCUUCUAAUUACCGCAACUUCCGAAAGAGCGUGCCGUGGGUAAUCCUUUUUCUGGAAGCUUUUUUCAUCGCCCUCUUUUGCGCAGAUUACUUUGUGCUCUCCCAUGGUCUUGCUGGCAAGUCACACACCUCCUACCCAGCUUUUCAAGAUGUCAGCCACAUGGUGAUUUUUGGAUUUGGCUUUUUCCUGACGUUUCUGAAACGAUACGGAUUUAGCAGCACUGGAUUCCACCUCCUGAUCAUUGCGCUUGGUGUGCAAUGCUCCGUGCUGGUAGAAGAUAUAUUAUUUUCACUUCUUGAAAGGACACACGAUGAUAGUCUGUUAAGAAUAACAAAGGCUACUAUGAGCAUGACUGCUGUGGUCAUCUCCACUGGAGCUGUUCUUGGGAAGGCUAAUCCUGUGCAAUUAAUUGUGAUGACAGUCGUGGAGAUCAUAGUUUUCCAUGGGAGCAGACAGAUCAACAAGGCAUUCCUCCAGGUUCCAGACAAUGUCAGCAUGAUGCACGUUCACCUGUUUGGGGCCUACUUUGGCCUGGCGCUCUCCUCACGUUUCUCUGAGCCAUCACCAAGGUCGGAGAAGAAUGCAAGCACCUCAGAGUCGGAUUUAUUGUCAGUGUUGGGUACUCUCUUUCUCUGGGUAUUCUGGCCAAGCUUCAAUUCUGUACUAGUGCUGAAAGACAUGACGAGCAAAGCAGCCGGCAACACGUUCUUUGCCCUUGCAGUGAGUGCUGUAACUGCCUUCAUCUUGUCCGUUCUGACUACAAAGGAUGGAAAAAUCAGAAUGACUCAUAUUCACAGUGCAGUGAUAGCUGGCGGGGUCGCUGUUAGUUACACAGCGCAGAGCAUCGAGUAUCCUUGGAUUGCAAUGAUUUUGGGCCUGCUUGCCAGUGCGAUAGCCAUCUUAGGAUCUUACUGUUUACAGAGAUGCUUGAAUCCUACUCUCAAGAUUCAUGAUUCUUCUGGAGUUCAUUUCACUUUCGGCUUGCCUGCUGUGCUUGGAGCUCUUGCCCAGAUUGUGUUCUUAGUAAUCAAAAACUGGACUAAUUUACCAAGACUGGGUUAUUUGGUCUUCAUUCAAGUUGGUGCCUUCUCCCAGACCAUCUCUGUUGCCAUGAUAGCAGGCUGGAUUACAGGCUCAGUCUUAAACCUCAAACCAUUUAAGACCGCCCCUGUAUCAAAGUACUUUGACGACCAGUUUUAUUGGGAGUUUCCCCGUUUGGCCGUUGGAUUUUGA